Molecule: messenger RNA, 1296 nt
Organism: Ostertagia ostertagi
Lineage: Eukaryota; Metazoa; Nematoda; Chromadorea; Rhabditida; Trichostrongylidae
Source: the annotation of a GenBank genome assembly
AUGAUAGCUGGCGAAACAUCAGCAGCCUACGAUGAAGUGCCGACAUACUGUCUUGUGACUGGCCGUACGGUCGGUAUUGGAGCUUACACAGCUCGUCUAGCUCAUCGUAUCGUACAAACGCGCUCAUCUCAUCUCAUUCUCACUGGUGCGCCUGCCCUCAACACCUUAUUAGGAAAGGAGGUUUACACCUCCAACAAUCAGCUAGGAGGCAUCCAGAUAAUGUACAAGAACGGAGUCACUCACGCUGUUGUGAAUGACGAUUUUGAAGGGAUUUGCAAAAUCAUACAGUGGAUGAGCUAUCUACCUUACGAAGUUUCAUCAUUCCCAUAUCGCCGUUAUAUUGGUUUCGAUUCGUCUCCACGACUUGUACAAUUCACCGUUGAACCAAACAAGCCGUACGACAUUCGGCAACUGAUCGAUAGCCGAGAUUCGGAACAUACCCGUGGAAUUUGUGAUUCUAAUUCGUUCGAUGAAAUUAUGAAUGAAUGGGCAAAAACAAUUAUAGCUGGUCGUGCUCGAAUUUGUGGCAUUCCUAUUGGGGUUGUUUCUUCGGAACUUCGGAAUGUGAUGUCCGUCAAUCCGGCCGAUCCUGCUUCACCAAACAGCCAGUCCGUCGAAGUGCAUCAAGCUGGGCAAGUAUGGUACCCGGACUCCGCAUUCAAAACUGCGGAAGUGAUAGGAGAUUUCAAUCGAGAAGGUCUCCCACUUCUAUUUAUUGCAUCCCUUCGUGGAUUUUCCGGUGGACAGCGAGAUAUGUUUGAAAUGGUGCUCAAAUUCGGAGCACAUAUAGUGGACGCACUUCGACAGUAUCGAAGGCCUGUGAUCAUUUACAUACCUUGCCAGGGAGAGCUACGCGGAGGUGCAUGGGUUGUACUUGACAGCAAAAUCAAUCCUGGACUCAUCAGCAUGGUUGCGGAUAAAGAGUCACGAGGAGGCAUCCUGGAACCCAAUGCCAUAGUUGGUAUCAAAUUCCGUGGAGACAAAUUGCUCGCUCUUCAAAAGAGAAACGAUGAACUGAUGCAACAACUUGAUGCCAAGCUUGUCGAGGAAAUUAAGUGCCAUGGUGCUGAUUCUCUGGAGGCGAAUCACGUACGGAAUCUAAUUGCAAAACGAUCAGAUGAUCUCAAAAAGGCCUACAGAGGAGUGAUAGUUGAGCUUGCUGACCUGCAUGAUCGGUCCGAACGAAUGGUCUCUAAGAAAGCAGUACAGCACGUCGUUGAUCUCGCCAAUUCGCGUAAUCUUUUUGCACAGAUUUUUUCGUUGGAAACGGCAAAGGUUCAUAUUUGUGAAAUGUAA